Messenger RNA from Lates calcarifer (barramundi perch), 7945 nucleotides. It is a transcript of the gene mmp15b, whose product is annotated as matrix metallopeptidase 15b. Lineage: Eukaryota; Metazoa; Chordata; Actinopteri; Centropomidae. Gene Ontology annotation, biological process: extracellular matrix organization; proteolysis; collagen catabolic process. Bases 15 to 2003 code for a protein of 662 amino acids. The record is from RefSeq and is a predicted model, not a curated record. The transcript has 10 exons. Gene Ontology annotation, molecular function: zinc ion binding; metalloendopeptidase activity. Gene Ontology annotation, cellular component: extracellular matrix.
CUGAUUCGACGGCCAUGGCCUCCACCUCGCGGGACCGCUGCUUUUGGUUGCUCUGGAGACGGGCCCUCCUCGCGCUGUGGCUGUGUGCGCUCGGGGCGCGUGGAGCGCAGGAUGACAGCGCCUUCAACGCAGAGUCAUGGCUGAGGAUGUACGGUUACCUGCCCCAGGCCAGCAGACAGAUGUCCACCAUGCGAUCAGCUCAGAUCUUGUCCAAUGCCAUCAGUGAUAUGCAGCGGUUCUACGGCCUGGAAGUCACUGGACAGAUGGACCCUCAAACCAUCAGCGCCAUGAAGAGACCCCGCUGUGGUGUGCCUGACAAGUUUGGAGGCCAGAUCAAAACCAACGUGCGGCGGAAACGCUAUGCUCUCACUGGACAUAAAUGGAACAAGAGCCAUCUCACUUACAGUAUCCAGAACUACACUCCCAAGAUUGGAGAGUAUAACUCGUACGAGGCCAUCCGGCAGGCCUUUAAAGUCUGGGAGAGGGUCACCCCAUUGACCUUUGAUGAAAUCCCCUACCAGGAGAUCAAAUAUGGACGCCGCAAGGAGCCAGACAUCAUGAUCUUCUUCGCUUCAGGUUUUCACGGAGACAGCUCGCCUUUCGAUGGAGAGGGGGGCUUCCUAGCUCACGCCUACUUCCCCGGACCUGGAAUGGGUGGAGACACACACUUUGAUUCCGAUGAACCAUGGACCAUAGGAAACCAGAACGUACAAGGUAAUGACCUCUUCCUUGUAGCAGUCCACGAACUGGGUCACGCCCUGGGUUUAGAGCACUCCAACAACCCACUGGCCAUCAUGGCUCCUUUUUACCAAUGGAUGGAGACCGAGAACUUCCAGCUGCCUGAGGAUGACCGACGAGGCAUACAACAGAUCUAUGGUCAACCAGACAGUGGUCCCACCCAGGCCCUGCCCACUGUGACACCCCGUCGCCCAGAACCUAGGCCACCUCAAACACCUCCUCGACAUCCUGACCGCCCCAGGACCACUGAAAGACCAGAUCACUAUGGACCCAAUAUCUGUGAAGGAAACUUUGAUACAGUUGCCAUGCUCCGAGGAGAGAUGUUUGUUUUUAAGGGCCGCUGGUUCUGGAGGGUGCGUAGGAACAGGGUUCUGGAUAACUACCCCAUGCCCAUCGGUCACUUCUGGAGGGGUCUGCCCGGAGACAUAGAUGCUGCCUAUGAAAGACAUGACGGCAGGUUCGUCUUCUUUAAAGGAAACAGAUUCUGGCUUUUCAGGGAGGCUAACCUGGAACCAGGCUAUCCACAGGAGCUGGUUGAUUAUGGACAAGACAUUCCCUAUGACCGAAUAGACACAGCCAUCUGGUGGGAGCCAUCGGGCUACACUUACUUCUUUCAAGGAGACUGGUACUGGCGUUUCAAUGAGCAGUCGCGCUCAGCUGACAGAGGCUACCCGAAACCAAUCAGCGUCUGGGGAUCGUCAGUGCCCUCUACUCCCAAGGGGGCCUUCCUCAGCGAUGAUGGAGCUUACACCUUCUUCUACAAGGGUUCCAAGUACUGGAAAUUUGACAACCACCGCAUGAAGAGUGAACCAGGCUACCCCAAGUCCAUACUGAGAGACUUCAUGGGCUGCAGUGUGGAUCUGGACCCAGACAGAGACACAGACACAGACACAGAUUCAGGACGCAAAUACCCAGAUGUGAACCGCCCACCGUUCGACCCGGACGCAGGACGUGACGGUGACAAGGGCAAAGACCAGGACAGACCAGAUCGCGGCGGAACGGACAAAGACAAGGGCAAAGGAUCGGACGACGACAAAGACGAAGACUACCGCGAGGGUCGCGAGGAAGACACCAAUGAGGUGGACGUGGUGCUGAAGGUGGACGACAGCGAGGAGCGGACCAUGAACAUCCUGAUGGUAACCAUCCCACUGGUCCUGGUGCUGUGCAUCCUGGGACUGAUCUACGCCAUCAUCAACACGCUGCAAAGCAAAGGGGCGCCGCGGCUGCUGGUGCACUGCAAACGCUCACUGCAGGACUGGGUCUGACCCUUGACUUUAGGGGACACUGAACUUUGAACUUAAAUUGGACCUUAGACACCCGCCUCCUCUUCUAAUCCAAACCUCUCCCCAAGUGAUCCAUCUGUCUCAAGUCUCUGUGCUCAGUGGCUUCUGCAACUCUUAGUACAUGUGGUAUUAGAUCCAUGCAAAUACUGUACUGAUAAAACACACACACAAACUAGAAGCAUAAAUUAUGUCUUACACACACACACACACACACACACACACACACACACACACACACACACACACCAUCCUAACCUCCUCUCGUCUCCCAUGGUGCUCUACAAUGCGUUGACUGUAGUCUAUUUAUAUGAGAGAAGUUUGCACAUUGUUUUUUUUCUUGUUGUUUUUGUUUUGGUUCAUUUUGUGUGACUUUUUGUUGUUAUUAUUUUUAUUUCUAAACCAGGAAGGCCGCUCUAUUCUAUCUCCCGCAUCUGAACCGCCCUCCUGCUUCCCCUAAUCUCAGUAGGGGCCUUUUCCUCACCAAUAACUUGACAUCUGCUUGCACUAUCACGGUUGCCACAAAAAAAAGACAUACAGAGGGUUAGUGGAGAUUUGUAGAUGGACCACUACACUUCAAGUGGAGUUUAGCAGUGCUCCUUCCUCCUUUCAUCAUGUUCUUCACCUUGCUCCAUCUCCUCCCUUGUCUCUGCAGUACAGUAUGUCAUGGGGUGAGGGUUGAAUUAGUUCCAGUUUAUGACAAUUUACAUCUUAUUUUUGUAGUUUUAGCCAUUGAUUUUAAUGGUAACAAAAACACAGAACGCACCAAGUUAAUUGCUGAGAUCUGGGAAUGUGGUGAUAUUGCGCAACCCGCAGGCUAUCCAAACUUAUUCACAAGAGAAUAUGAGAACAUAAAUCAGUUUACAGACCAGGUUCCACUUUGUUCCAGGUUUCACUUUGAUCUACUGCACUUACCGUAGUUGUGCACUCACAGGUGUUGGGUGACGAUUAUUGACAUUUUGGGUGUGCUCACUUUUGGUUUUACCUCCAAACAAAGUUGUUAAGAUAAUCUGUUUAACAUGGGGCUCAAUGGAUAAUUCAAUAUAUUUUUUUAGCUUUGGACAGAGCCAGGUUAGAGGGCUCUGCCUGCUCCAGCAUGAUAUCUAUUUUCUCAUCUAACUAAGCAAAAAAUUUCUUUAAAAUCCAGCUGAUUGUCUGACUGCUCAUGUUUCUUGCCCUGUAAGGCUUUGUUGUAGCCAUUUUGCCAUGUUCACAGAUAUCUGCAGGAGAGUACAACAGACAGACAUGAUGGCUAAAACUGCAAAAAUGAAACAUCAUAGUUAUCUUUGAAAUUCACACUACUUCUGCCUUGUUUUCCUUCUUUAUCUCAUGCAGUCCCACACAGUUGGACAGUAGGUCUAAGCUUUCUUUUCCUUACUUGGAGACCUUUUCAAGACCUCUUUGGCUGAAAUGGUAAACAGACUUUAAAGGGGACGUCUUCCUGUCACCUUCAUUUAUGUGACUAAUUCUCAGAGAGCCUCUUUUCUGUCAACAAUAAGACCUUUUAUUUGUGCGGAGGAGACAGACUAAUGGUUAAUUUAAAAAGUCAGCUCACUGUAAAAUAACACAGGAGAGGUAGCAUUCAUUGCAUCUGUGAGUGCAACAUAAAACGAGGGAGAAACAAAGCAAAGCCACAGCCUUUAACUUCAGAAAAGGAUGUAACACCACAGAUGCAACACAGCAGUCACGGGAUGCAACUAAUGUACCGUGCAGUUUAUAAUAGACUUUUUACAGGCUGUGUUUUUUAAAGGACAAUUUAAGAAGCCUCACUGAUGACCUGUGGUCUUUUUUGUUAUAAAGAUAGCGUAGCUGUAAGCACCAGGGUGGGCUCGGGACAUGCAGGCUCAUGUGAACAUCGACUAAUCCUCUUCAUUAAAAAACAGCAGGUGUGUGCAAAUGCUGUUAACCCCUGUGACCCCCUAAACUAAACCUUGAACUCCCAGAAUCAAAACACUCUCCACUCCUGUUUCAUCUUGCAAGAGCAGAGGUGGGAUGAAGGGGAGUGUGUGCACAGAAAAAUGUCCAGCUGAGCUACUCAUUAUCACUACUCAAGUACUAUAUCAGUGUAGCUACUUUCACUACAAAUCAUUGCCAACCAUUUUCAAAUGCUUGCAUUUGUACCUUUGUGUAUGAUUUUUUUCUUACAAUUACUGGCAGCCUUUGGUUUCCAUGUAUAUAGAGUAUGGAAAUCAAGUAGCUCACUAAUGCCUACUGAUUUGUAUACUGUAAAGAAGUUAACAGAAACCAAUGGUUGCCAUGGAAGCAUAAUUUUAAAAACAUGUUUUGUAAAAUGGUUGGUGUAAAAUGGUUACUAUGAUUUUAAAUAGGGGGCUAAAACACGCAAAACCAAUUGCACUGUCUUUUAAAAUAAUUUUCUCUUUCUUAAAGGAAGAUAACAAUAUUCAUCAAAGACAAGAUCACUUGACCCCACUUGACUUCCUUUGCUUAGGUGACAUUAUCCACAGUCUUGUGGAAUGAGCAGCCCUAAUUCAAGAUAUUAAAAGAUCAAUGGAGCAGCAAUGGAAAAAAAAGAAAUUUUUAAUAGAAAUAAGAUUCUGAGUUUGAAAACCAGGCUGGAGUGAACGAGAGAGUGACUUCAGAUGUGAUUGGGAGGAAGGAUUAUCUGAGGUAGCAUUAUGCAAGCUGCCAUUCUGACCAGAGGGGGCUCAGCAGCUCACCCAGCUCAGGUUACACAGAUGUGGACAGGAGGGUGAGGAGAGACAGAAUUUCCUGCAGCUGAGACAAGGAAAGGCAGAAGGGGCAGUGGGGGGGGGGGACCUGACCUCCUCUCCCUGUGCUUGCAAUGUUUGGAUCUCAGGAGUAAGGAGGAGGUAGGAAGAGAGAAAAAAAAGAGAAAAAGAGAGAGAGAGAGAGAGGAGAGAGAGAGAGAGAGAGAGAGAGAGAGAGAGAGAGGGGCUUUGAUGGCUCUAUCCCACUGGCAACAGCCCAUGUGACCCAAAUUCUCCUGCUAACUCAACAACAGUGCUGGCCAAAGAGGAAACUUAAGCUUACAUUAGGUGACAGACCUUUUUAAGGAAUGCUUGCUGUAAGUGCUUUGCUGGUAGUUGCAUAUGUACCCCAUUACAUGUUUAAACCAUCCCACACAUGGGAUGCUUUGGCCUUGGUAGCACUACUUUAAGGUGUGUUUUGGUCUUGUGCCAGACUCUGCACAGUCUGCACAAAACUUUGACAAAUUAUGUAUCUGUUUGAAAGCUUUAGAUCUCUUUCUUCUAUCUGUGCAGGGGAUCCUCGCUUUGCUGCAAAGCUACUGGCACAGAAUAUAUAUAUUUUUUUGUAAAAUAGCGUUAUCUUUCAAAGGAGACCACGGUUAUAGCUGUGAUCAAAAAUAAACAGCAGCCUUAUUAUUUUGGGUACGUUAUUUUCAGGCUUGUGCACAAAGAGGGGGUGUUUGGCAACAGGUUGGCCCCUGCUUUUACUCUUGUCUUCUUUGUCUUUGUUUUGUGCCAGAUUGCAGCUUGUAUGUUGACAUACCCUGCCUUUCUGUUAGGCUUCCAGCUAGGUGAAAACAGGUUGAGGUGAGACACCUAAGCAGCCAGAGUUAAAGUUAGCAGGACACUUGAACUGAAAAGAACAGAAAGGAAGCCCAUAAUCAGCCAUCACCAGAAGUCUGGAGAUUGAUCUGUGGGCCAGUCGAUAGUGGUUGCCAGGAAACGGUGUCCUGUGUCCAUCGCUCACCUCCUCAUUGCCAGGGUUGUGGGGGUUGGCGGACGCAGCUAAUCAGUGUUAAAAGCACCCCCACCCUCCUCUCCUCUCUCUUGUCCUGCUCUUCUACUGAUCCUACAGACACAUCAAUGAGUGCUUAGACAGUGGGAGCGUCUGGACAGGCUCGGAAAAUGCAGACUCAUUGACACAACGUUGCGUAUGGGCUUCUUUUUUUAUCAAGCCUCCCUUUCUCCUCUGUAACCUCCAUACAGAGAGCCCACGGGGAGUUAACCACUUCAAAGCUAAAGUAACCACUUCAAAAGUUAAAAAAAAGUAGAGAGUACCUGAGUUUGCUUUACUUGUAAACGCAGUUUUUUUGGUGAUUCAGCAGUUUGAGAGAUUCUCUGUGAGGUGACACUGGCUGGGAUUGUAUUUAGUGCAGUUGAUUGUCUCAGGACACCGAGCAGAAGAGAAAUGUUGAGAGGUUAGGAAAGAAAAUCUGUCAAGGCUGACUGAUGAAUGUUUGUGUGUGCAUGUGUUUAGUUAAUCAGCCCUACUCUCUAUAAGCGAGGACUGUAAAUUUCCCACACUGUCUUUAUCCCCACCCCUCUGCAUACUCAGCCCAGCCCUCUAAGCCCGAGGGGAUCAUAAUAACAACAAUGGCCUUCUCUCUCUCUUUCUCUCUCUCUCUCUCUCUCUCUCUCCUCCCCCCUUUUUUCUCUCUCCCUAAUACACACACAAACACAUUAUUGUCCUCCCCAGCCUCACCUUCCUCUCCUCUCCCACCCCUCCUUAGGAAACUAGUCCAGGCCAAGGUCCAGCCUCACACAGCAGCAGAGCCCUGUUUUUAGAUCCACCUCCUUGUUCAGCAACAUUUAACACUGUGGAAGGCUUCACUUACAAAACACUGUACCUGUCAGGUUUGGAGUAGGCUGAACAAAGACAUGGCAACAGGACGUCACAUUUGAAUAUAAAAUUGCAAAGGCUGAAGUUCUUUUAUGUUAAUGCCUUGUUUGUUCUGAAGUUCAAAAAGUUUAGGUGAGGUUAGGACAUCACUGAGCUUGUCUGAGCUGUCAUCUCUCUCAGGAUGUGCUUCUGUAAACACUGCAAGUUAAGCUUUCCAGAUUCAGCCCUGCAGUUCGGCUCUGAGCACAGGCUUUAAUACCUUUCUUUUUGGUCUUAUUUUAAUGAACAUCUCUGUUAAAAUCUCCACAAUCAGUCCGAAGGUAUUCUUCUAGCUGUGCCUGUGCUCUCCACUCUGCACUUUUUGUGUUUCAGCUUCCUGUGGUCCACUAGCUAGCCACAAGCUUCAAAAUGUCAUUGCAUCAUCCCUGUGCAAAGUCUGAAUUGUACCAGGAAAACCCAGAUCAAUAAAAAACAGACUGAAAUGAUCAAAGCAAAAAAAAAAAGGAGAAAAAAAAUCUAUCCAACAUGACAGUAAGACUGUGAUCUGUUUCAGUUUCACUCUGGUCAGCUUUGCGGUUUAUGAUGGCUCAACCCCAAAGGACUGUGGGUUGACCAGAUGCUUCUCUUUUCCCAGAGUGCAUCUCACCUUGCUCUUUGAGCCCAUCCACUCUGAAACCACUCCUUUUAAAUCACCACUUGGCUAACUCAUCCGCUCGCCGUGGGGAUGAAACAGAAAAGACAGCUGACAAAUGACUUUCAGCAUCGGUGUCGCAGCUUUGUCCCGGACAAGUGCAACGGAUCGUCUCACAUUGUGCUUCAGACAGGCACCAAAAGUGUUGAGCAUCAUUCACUAACUGCAGCUACAGUAGAGAGUAGAUUUUGUUGGAUUCAGUCAAUUCUGUACUGACCAUCAAUACUUGGCAUCUCACACUAGGUCCUGUUGAACUUCUCUUUUCAUUACUACCCGAGUAAUGGUUUAGUGACUUUAGUGACUCUGAAAAAACUUUACCAUUGUCCCUGACUGGGGUGAGAUGGGGAAAAAUACAAAAAAAAAAGAAAGAAAGAAAGAAAGCAGCAGUCAAUCAAAACGGAUGAGGUUAUUGUUUGUCUUUGACAAUUUGUCUUAUUUUAAGUUGAUUUUUUUCUUUCCAAACUUGAAAAAAUAAUAAUUUUUUGUUAAUAACAUUCCAAUUAGGUUUUUUUGAUUUGUUGUUAGUAUUUUAUUUUAUGUUUUUUUUUUUCCUGUAGAAAAUGUAAGAUUUUAUACAUUUGUGUUGUUGUGUGUUCACCUCUAGUUGAGUGUGUUAACAAGCCAUGCUGGACAUGUACACAUUAAAAUGCUCUGAAAAUAUUCAAAA